AUGGCUCGCUUCAGUAUGGUUCUAGUCGGGGCUGUUUGCCUGACCAUCUCUGUUUUUUCCCAUACAACUACCGCGCAACUAAGCCGCAAUUUCUACUCCAAAACUUGUUCCAACGUCGAACAAAUUGUGGAAAAUGUUGUCAACAAGAAAGUUAAGCAAACAUUUGUCACCAUCCCUGCCACUCUCCGUCUCUUCUUCCACGACUGCUUUGUCAAUGGUUGUGAUGCCUCAGUCAUGAUCCAGUCCACGCCUAAGAACAAGGCGGAGAAGGAUCAUUCCGACAAUGUUUCGUUGGCCGGAGAUGGAUUUGAUGUGGUGAUCCAAGCUAAAAAAGCCCUUGACGCUACCCCACAUUGCCGGAACAAAGUCUCAUGCGCCGAUAUUCUAACCUUGGCCACCCGAGAUGUUGUUGUUGCGGCCGGAGGACCAUCUUAUGAAGUCGAACUCGGUAGGUUCGAUGGAUUGGUAUCAACUGCAUCUAGCGUCAAAGGGAACUUACCGGGACCUUCAGACAAUGUAGACAAACUGAACACUCUUUUCAAGAAAAAUAAACUUACCCAAGAAGAUAUGAUUGCUCUUUCAACGGCUCACACAUUCGGAUUCGCACAUUGCGGCAAGGUGUUCAAUAGAAUCUACAACUUCAACCGUACCAUCUCUGUGGACCCUACCUUAAACAAAGCUUACGCUAAGGAGAUUCAAAUGGCUUGUCCUAAGAACGUGGACCCGAGAAUCGCAAUCCACAUGGACCCAGUGACGCCCAAAAAAUUCGAUAAUAUUUACUUUAAGAAUCUUCAACAAGGCAAAGGUCUCUUUACCUCCGAUCAAGUUCUCUUCACUGAUAGCCGCUCAAGGCCCACCGUUGAUGCUUGGGCCAGAAACUCUCAGGCCUUCAAUCGCGCUUUUGUGACCGCCAUGACCAAACUCGGUCGCAUUGGAGUUAAGAAUAGUCACAAUGGAAACAUCCGUCGCGACUGUGGUGCGUUUAACUACUACUAG
Molecule: messenger RNA, 996 nt
Organism: Arabis nemorensis
Lineage: Eukaryota; Viridiplantae; Streptophyta; Magnoliopsida; Brassicales; Brassicaceae
Source: the annotation of a GenBank genome assembly